CCACCAUCUCAUCCCCUCCCCUCCCCUCUCCAUGUCUCUUGCUCUCCUCCCCCCUGAGCUUCUCCUCCUCAUUGUCCCCAAGCUCAGGCAACGCGACAUCAACGCCCUAGUCCGCACCUGUCGCAAAUUCCACGCCAUCCUAAAUCCGCAUCUCUACCGCCAGCUCCUCCUCCCCGGCACCAAGAGCAAUCGCCGCGCACACGCCAAGCAAGCCGUACGCCCACCCGACCCCCAUGCAAUCAGAGCCUGGCUCCGCAAAUCAAACCUUAAGCGAGCUGCUGAGAAGGGCCACGGUCACAUCGCCCUCAUUUACGCCGCGCAAACCAACCAGUCCAAGCCCAUUGACAAUGUCGUCGCCGCUGCCAAGCGUUUCAACCUCGCCCUUGAUCCCAACCGAACGGAUCCACAAUUUAACCUCACGGCGCUAGAUUGGGCUGCCGUUUUUGGCCAUGUGCACAUCGCGGAGACUCUAUUGGAGCUCAACGCAAGUGGCCGUUGCGGGGAUAUAUCCUCGAGUCUGGCACAUGCCGUGAAAAAUGGCCAUGACGCAAUGGUCGAGUUGCUACUCCGCCAUGGGGCGCCUCCGGGCUCAAGAGAUAAACUGAAAGGCACGAAGACCCCGUUGAUGCACGCCGGACAGCCUUCUUGUCGCUGGCAGGCGGUUCCGCUCAAGCUGAACGGGAAAUUAGAUGCGAGCCAAUGGCCACGCCAAAACAGUCAGCCCGAUCAGGCGGAUCCGCCUCAGCCCCAGGGGUCGGAUAAAAAGCUCCGCCGGCGCAAAAAGAUGAAGGGCAAGCGUCUCAUCGCGGUUCAAUUCGGCGGCCCUAAAGGAUCGCGGGACCCCACCGACGGCCCGGAUGUACCGCCCGGCCUGCCAUGGUGCGCGGGAACGGCGUAUGAAACGAUUCUCGACCUUCUGCUUCAAUAUGGGGCUGAUCUCGAGGAGCAAGGCGCACUGGGCAGGACGGCGCUAGCGCAAGCGGCCGAGCAGGGAUUUACUCCCAUUGUGAAGGCGCUCCUGGAUCGAGGAGCAUCCCCACAUCCGGUCUACGACGUCCGUGAUCCGCAGCGGCCGCGCAACCUUCGACGGUGGUCGCUCUGCUGUGCUGUGCAAGGUGGACAUCUGGAGAUCGUCCAGCUGCUGCUGGAUCGGGGAGCGGACCGGGAGCUCGGCGAUCUUGAUUGCAUCGUUUCCAGGCUUUCCCCGCUGGCAUGCGCUGCGUAUUAUGGGAGGGAAGCCAUUCUAAGGGCGCUGCUCGCCGCGCUCGAUAAGAAGUCGGAGCUGCCACGCCCAACAGGGGAUUGGCCGCCCCUGCGAGGGGCAGCAAUGGGCGGCAAAGCCUCCGUGAUCAAGCUUCUUUUAGAUGCGGAGGCGAGGUAUUGGCCCAACGCCCGCCCAUCGCAUGCGACUGCCCUCUGGAAUGCGGCUCUGCAUGGGAGAGAGGAAGUGGUUGCCCUCUUACUCGACGCGGGCGUGAAUUUCACAGAGGUACACAGGCGAGCACCUGACGACCCGCAAGGCACGCUCUCGUGUCUUCAUGCGGCGGUUAUCUCGAAGCAUCACGGGACCGUCGCGCGCAUGCUGGCUUGGCCGGGGCUGGAGGUCAAUCAGCACAAUAAUAAUGGGGUGACGGCCUUGACGGUAGCGGCGCGGCAGAAGGACGAGGCACUGGUCCAGCUGAUGCUGGAGCACGGGGCCGAUCCUGCGUUUCAGCAUGUCUCAGGACCCGUUCCAGCCCGCGCGAAUCGACCGACUUUUACGACGGAGUUUGGGUCGUGCUUUCCUGCUCCUUAUGCCGCCUCUCUGCGGCCUCUUAACCACCAGCCUUGAGUUGCCUUCAUGAGGUGAUUAGACCAAUGCAUUGUCUUGGUGAUGAUGCAGGUUGAUAGAGCCAGGAAGGGCUAGACUAUUGGUUCGGUGUGGGUAGUUUAUGUCUGGUAUGCUUGUCCUUGACCUACAGGGCCGAGGAUGAACAUUUCCGGGUUUUAUGAAUAGAUGUAGAGUGUAUAUAAGGAGCAUGUUAAUGCUAGAGUCUUCCGCAUACAGCGCUGUCACUGGCUGGACAGUCCAUGCUGUCAUGUACCUCGAU
Messenger RNA from Aspergillus japonicus CBS 114.51, 2090 nucleotides. RefSeq names its product ankyrin repeat domain-containing protein. The transcript has a single exon. Lineage: Eukaryota; Fungi; Ascomycota; Eurotiomycetes; Eurotiales; Aspergillaceae. Gene Ontology annotation, molecular function: protein binding. The record is from RefSeq and is a predicted model, not a curated record. Bases 32 to 1831 code for a protein of 599 amino acids.